GUCAUACAGAAACAGGAAGUGAAUUGAGUCAGGAUAGAUCUAUGUUUGUAAAUUGAACAGAAAUUUGAGUUUAUUUAAUAAUUUUGACUUGGAUUGAAUACAGUUUUAUAAACAGUAACUAGAAAAAGGCAUACAUUAUUUAUUCCCAACCAGUCAAGAUGGAUAUAUGGCUGAAUUUAAACAUAAUACCGAUUUUAUUGGCUGUGUUUACAUUUGUAUUGACAGAGUGUAAGCAGCUGGACGAUUAUAUUCUACAUUAUGAGGAGUUAACGUAUAACACAGAACAUUUACACAACAGUCACAUGAGACAUAAACGUUCAUUAGAUAGUGCUGUACAUUUGGAUUUAAACGCAUUUGAUAAAAAAAUAAAGUUACGCUUAAAAAAUGACCGGUCUGUAUUCACGCCAGAUUUUGUCCUGGAAUUCAAUGGGACGGUCAAAAAGCCAGAUUUGUCUUUCAUAUAUUCAGGGGAAGUUAUUGAUAAACCAGGAAGUUCAGUUAUGGGCGGAAUUUUAAAUGGAGUUUUUACUGGCUCCAUAUCCAUUCCCAGUGAAAAGGAGACAUAUCAUGUCGAAAACAGUCACCGAUUUUUCCAGAAUAAGCCUGUGUUUCAUUCUGUUAUUUACAAGGAGAGUGACAUGAAUUUGGAUCCUUUCAGAGAAAGAAGGACAAGAGAGAGAAGAGAGGCAGCAGAAACAGGCACAUGUGGUUAUUUGAAAGCCCAAGAAUGGAUGAGGGAAGUUGUACAGUCUGAGGUGAUUCCACAAAACAGGGCAAAAAGGCAUGAAUCGGUCUGGCAAGAAAUACAAACAGAAGACGGUCAUGCAAAAUACACAGAACAGGCAAACAGGAAAGCAGAAAAACUAGUUUCAAGGAAGAAACGAGCAUCUUUGUCAGUUGUAAAUAAUGGAAAAAAUUCCUGCUUCAUGUCACUGAUGUCUGAUCCAUUUUUGUACAAUCAUUUCUUGGAAAAAUCCCAAAAUGAUGCAGAACUGGCAAGAGAUGCAAUUUUGCUGUUUUUUGCCAGUCAUAUAGAGGCCAUAAGGACCAUAUACAUGGGUACAACAUUUCAAACAUACGACGGGAAUAUGGAAUAUAAGGGAGUGACAUUUGCGGUUCAGAAAACAAAGGUUAUGACGCCUGCCGACUGUAAUGAUGCCACAUUAAACCGGUUCUGUCAGCCGAACAUUGAUGUCAGUAAUUUUCUGAAUUUGAACUCACUACUGGACCAUGAUGAUUUCUGUCUUGCCUACGUGUUUACAUAUCGUGAUUUUUCGGCUGGAACCUUAGGUCUUGCAUGGGUUGGAGCAUCUAAUUCUGCAUCUGGAGGAGUUUGUGAGAGAAAUAAAAGUUUCCGAGAGAAGAAUACCCAAGUUAAGAAGAGUUUAAAUACAGGAAUUGUAACUACUAUAAACUAUGGAAAAGAAGUGCCUUCAAAAGUUUCUCAACUUACCUUUGCUCAUGAAGUUGGUCAUAAUUUUGGCUCACCGCACGAUUCUGGAACAGAAUGUGCACCUUACGGUACUGGGUCUUCAGAUGCUAACAAAGGGAACUACAUUAUGUAUGCCAGUGCUACAAUGGGAGAUAAAGUACAUAACAGCGAAUUCUCAUCAUGCAGUAAAGAUAACAUCACACGUGUCAUACAUGCAGUUUUAACUAGCACUAGCAAAUUCAAUUGUUUUUCAGAGAGUGGACCAUUCUGUGGAAAUGGUAUUGUAGAAAAGGGAGAAGAAUGUGACUGUGGUUUCCAUGGCGACUGUGAAGAUAGCUGUUGUAUUGCACGUAAUGACCCUAACCAUAAUAAGUAUUGUGAACUUACUACCAAUGCACAAUGCAGUCCAUCACAAGGGCCAUGUUGUGAAGAAAGUACAUGUACAUUUACAGCUGAAUCAGCAUCUAAAGUAUGCAGAUAUGCAGAAGACUGCUUUGAAGAAGCAAAGUGCAAUGGUACACAAGCAGUAUGUCCGCAGUCAGUUCUAGCAGAAAAUGGGACCUACUGUAAUAAUUAUGGCUUCACUUGCCAGAAGGGGGAAUGUGCAGGAUCAUUAUGUGAGAAAUUUAAUUGGACAGAAUGUUUUCGAACCGGAGAUACUUCUACUAAAGAAGAACAAGAAAGCCUUUGUAAAUUAGGAUGUCUUUCCAAUCAAAGUGGGGGAGAAUGUGUAAUAUCCAGUGACAGGGACCUACUUGUGAAAUACCCAGAAUAUCAAGCUAUGGUACAGGAAGUAUUUGAUGGACGUCAAGCUGUUGGCAAAGGCAAAUCAAAGGAUAUUUCUGAUGGAGUUAAGCUAGCCCCAGGUUCUCCGUGUAACAAUUUCCAAGGUUACUGUGACGUGUUCUACCGUUGCCGAGGUGUUGAUGCUGAAGGACCAUUGUCUAGACUGAAAAAUCUCAUCUUUGAUCCAGAAACAUUGCAAGAUAUAUCCAACUGGAUAGUGGAGCACUGGUGGGCAGUUUUGUUGAUGGGUAUAGGAUUGGUACUGGCUAUGGGAUUGUUUAUCAAAUUUUGUGCUGUGCACACUCCGAGUUCAAACCCAAAAGCAAAACCAGCACGGAAACUUAGUGAAACUAUGACACUGCGCAGGCGCAGAAAUCAAAACAGACAGCCUCCGCCACAACCUCAGCCUGUACGAUACCCACAGUAUGAAAAGGAAAGAGGACGCAGGGAGAGAGAUUAUCAUUAUGGCAGGGAACAGGAAUUAUUACAUGACCCUAAAUAUCCAGCAAAGAACCCGCAAGGGCCUCCUCCCCCGUAUCCAGGGUCAAGUAGUGGAGCAACAGGAUCAAAUUUGGGACCACCUCAUGGUCAUGGGAAAAAAGGGAAAAAUAGGAAGGGGCAACCUAUGGAAAUGGGACGAAUAUGACGUUAUUUAUAGAAUUUAGUGUCUUAGUUAUUACGUUAACAAAUUUUUAUUUUGUAUUCUUUUUGUUUGUUUUUUUUUCCGAAUGAAUGGUUCUAUGUGCAUGACUGUUAUAAAUGCUUGAGUAACUGUGAAACAAGAUUAAGAGACUGUCAAAACUUUAUCAUAAUUUGGUCUAUCUUGGAAUUUGAUUUAGAGACUAUCCGCACUUUAUCAUAAUUUGUUCUUGAUAUGGAAUGGAACAAAACUUUGGAACUACAUUAAGAGAAUGCCAUUAUUUUAUCAUAAUUUGUUCUUGAUAUGGAAUGGAACAAAACUUUGGAACUACAUUAAGAGAAUGCCAUUAUUUUAUCAUAAUUUGUUCUUGAUAUGGAAUGGAACAAAACUUUGGAACUACAUUAAGAGAAUGUCAUUAUUUUGUCAUAAUUUGUUCUUGAUAUGGAAUGGAACAAAACUUUGGAUUGGAACUACAUUAAGAGAAUGUCAUUAUUUUAUCAUAAUUUGUUCUUGAUAUGGAAUGGAACAAAACUUUGGAUUGGAACUACAUCAAGAGAAUGUCAUUAUUUCAUCAUAAUUUUGUUCUUGAUAUGGAAUGGAACAAAACUUUGGAACUACAUUAAGAGAAUGUCAUUAUUUUAUCAUAAUUUGUUCUUGAUAUGGAAUGGAACAAAACUUUGGAUUGGAACUACAUUAAGAGAAUGUCAUUAUUUUGUCAUAAUUUGUUCUUGAUAUGGAAUGGAACAAAACUUUGGAUUGGAACUACAUUAAGAGAAUGUCAUUAUUUCAUCAUAAUUUUGUUCUUGAUAUGGAAUGGAACAAAACUUUGGAUUGGAACUACAUUAAGAGAAUGUCAUUAUUUCAUCAUAAUUUUGUUCUUGAUAUGGAACAAAACUGUGGAACUAGAUAAACUUGCUGUCAAUACUUUAUCAUAGUUUGUUCUUGUUAUGAAACAAAUUUUGUAUUAUUCAUUAUAUUUGUAUUCUAAUCACAUAGAAUUGGUUUCCAAAAAGAUUUUAAGACAUGAUACAUACCUUUGAAAUACUGAAUUUUUGUAGCAUUUGAAAUCAUGAAAUAUUAUACGGAAUGAUUUCUGGUCAAGUUUCAUUCAUUUAAUGGUUUACGAAUUGAACAUUUAUAAAUAUGUUAAACAAUCUACAGUGUCUGAACUGAAGGUUAGUCCUUGUUUUGAUAACUCCGCGGUACACAUAAAUACCAGGUAAAUGCUACUUGUUUGAUAGCACUGGAUCGGAUAUCCUGUCAGAGACAUUUUACAGUUCUUAAUAGAGUCUGCUGUCAGCAGCAGAAAUAAUAUGUUAAAGCCUGUAUGACCGAAAUAAAGUGUCAUAUGUGAUAACUCAGACGUAUUAACUAUAAAAUAUUUUUUUUCUACAGGAACAAAGGUUUUAAUUUUUCUUUUGGCCGUUUUUAGAAGAAAAAAACUUCUAUUGUCUCUAUUUCAAUGCCUUUUUUGAAAAAAAAAUUGUUAUGGCAGUAAAUGGCAUAUAUAAACAGUGCUCUAGUGAGAUGAAUCAGUAUGAGAUAUUUGAAGAAACAGUAAAUAUUCGAGAUAUUGCAGCCUUGUGUUGACAUGUUAAAUGUUUUUACAGUAACUAAUUUGAUCGUGCUUGUUUCGUAUUAUGAUAAAUUUAUCCCACCGUUACUUUUCUCUUUGUAUCAAGCUCUACAAAAGCCAAACGCCAUUCACUGCAUUAACUUCACUCAUUACCUCAUAUCAUUGUCUCCACCAAUUCUACUGGUAUUCGAACAUUUGACAGGAAAUUAAUAUUUCUGUUACUGUAUAUCGCUGUAAAAAUAAAAAAAAAUGUACUGUAGCCUAUACCAGUAACCGGAAGCGCAAUACCGGACGCAUGGCAUUCCAGUAACCGGAAGUUAUGGUUUGGUACAUUAUGACCAGCAUAUAAAAUGUCAUUGUCAUGCCUUUUUUCAAAUUUUGCUGUUGGCUCACCUGAACUUAAAAUAACACUUUUGUUACGCCCUCGCUCGUGCCAGUAAAGGUUUAGUCCUAAUAGGUUGCCACUUUAGGAACGUCGUAGCCAUUUUAUUAGUAUAUAUUAUUUAGUUGCUAAAACCUGUAUGUCUGUAGAUCUACUGAAGUAUUAUUUUGUUUGUUUUUGAAAAUCCUGACACAAAAAAUCCGUGCUUUUUCUGUAUUUUUCAUGACUUAUUUGUCAAAUAAAAUUCAAUUUAUACACUGCC
Messenger RNA from Mercenaria mercenaria, 5078 nucleotides. RefSeq names its product disintegrin and metalloproteinase domain-containing protein 10-like. Gene Ontology annotation, molecular function: metalloendopeptidase activity. Gene Ontology annotation, cellular component: plasma membrane. The coding region runs from base 159 to 2864 and encodes 901 amino acids. Lineage: Eukaryota; Metazoa; Mollusca; Bivalvia; Venerida; Veneridae. The record is from RefSeq and is a predicted model, not a curated record. The transcript has 20 exons. Gene Ontology annotation, biological process: Notch signaling pathway; membrane protein ectodomain proteolysis.